Molecule: messenger RNA, 474 nt
Organism: Aspergillus fijiensis CBS 313.89
Lineage: Eukaryota; Fungi; Ascomycota; Eurotiomycetes; Eurotiales; Aspergillaceae
Product: NuoB/complex I 20 kDa subunit family protein
Exons: 2
Coding region: 1-474 (157 amino acids)
Biological process (GO): mitochondrial respiratory chain complex I assembly; electron transport coupled proton transport; aerobic respiration
Molecular function (GO): quinone binding; NADH dehydrogenase (ubiquinone) activity; 4 iron, 4 sulfur cluster binding
Source: RefSeq, a predicted model, not a curated record
AUGAACCUAGCCGAGCACGUUCUCACCACCUUCGACCAGAUCGUCAACUGGGCGCGACAGGGCUCUCUCUGGCCGCUCAGCUUCGGGCUCGCCUGCUGCGCCCUCGAGAUGAUGCACGUGUCGAUGCCGCGCUACGACCAGGACCGGCUGGGGAUCAUCUUCCGGGCGUCGCCGCGGCAGGCGGACGUGAUGAUCGUGGCGGGCACGGUGACCAACAAGAUGGCGCCCGCGCUGCGGCAGUGCUACGACCAGAUGGCCGAGCCCCGCUGGGUGAUCAGCAUGGGCAGCUGCGCCAACGGCGGCGGCUACUACCACUACAGCUACAGCGUCGUGCGCGGGGUCGACCGCCUCGUCCCCGUGGACGUGUACAUCCCCGGGUGCCCGCCGACGGCCGAGGCCACCCUCUACGGGGUGUUUCAGUUGCAGAAGAAGAUGCGGCGGACGAAGGUUACCCGGAUGUGGUAUCGACGGUGA